Messenger RNA from Betta splendens (Siamese fighting fish), 2026 nucleotides. RefSeq names its product protein O-fucosyltransferase 1 (gene pofut1). The record is from RefSeq and is a predicted model, not a curated record. Gene Ontology annotation, biological process: regulation of Notch signaling pathway; Notch signaling pathway; protein O-linked glycosylation via fucose. Gene Ontology annotation, molecular function: peptide-O-fucosyltransferase activity. The transcript is spliced from 7 exons. Bases 72 to 1259 code for a protein of 395 amino acids. Gene Ontology annotation, cellular component: endoplasmic reticulum. Lineage: Eukaryota; Metazoa; Chordata; Actinopteri; Anabantiformes; Osphronemidae.
ACUGUUCUAAUACAGUCGACGAAGAAGACGUUGGUGGAAAGGGCGGUGCAUGCUGGGAAAUAAAAUGCACAAUGGCGGUGGAACAACAAAGAUUUCAGGCGUUUACGUUAAUAUGCUUCGUUUUUUCACUUAUACUUCAAAGUUGUUGGACUUUGGACGAGGAACCGAAGUGGGAUGACAACGGCUACGUCCUGUACUGCCCGUGCAUGGGUCGGUUCGGGAACCAGGCAGAUCACUUCCUAGGCUCUCUGGCCUUUGCAAAAAUGUUGAACCGAACCCUGGCAGUCCCUCCAUGGAUUGUUUACCGCCAUCACACACCCCCUUACACCAAUGUUCAUGUUCCCUACGGUGAAUUCUUCCAGUUGGAGGCCUUAUUUUCCUACCAUCGUGUGAUCAGUUUGGAGGAUUUCAUGGAGAAACUGGCACCCACAUACUGGCCAUCAGGACAGAGAAAUGCCUACUGCUUCGAGAGUGCAGCACAGCGUAGUGCAGACAAGAAAACUUGCCCUAUGAAGGACGGGAACCCUUUUGGCCCAUUCUGGCAGUAUGUUGGUGUGGAAUUUGACAAGUCAAUCCUUUUUAGUGGAAUUUCUUUUAGCGCCUACAACCAACCUCACUGGAUGAAAAAGUUCCCUCCCUCUGAGCAUCCUGUCCUGGCACUGCCCGGGGCUCCUGCCCAGUUCCCAGUCAUUGAGGAACAUGUGGGCCUGCAGCGCUACGUGGUGUGGUCAAACAAGAUGGUGAAGGAAGGAGAAGAGCACAUUGCUGCAUUGCUGACGAGGCCAUAUGUUGGUAUUCACCUGAGGAUUGGCAUCGACUGGCAAAAUGCCUGCAAACUGCUGAAGGAUGGUGAAACAGGGCCACACUUCAUGGCCUCUCCUCAGUGUGUUGGCUACAACCGUCAGACAGCCCUGCCUCUCACUAUGACCAUGUGCCUUCCAGACCUGGCAGAGAUUCGCAGGGCUGUCAAAUUGUGGGUGAAGAAGACUUCUGCCCGCUCUGUCUAUAUUGCCACUGACUCAGAAACCCACAGUAAGGAUAUUGAAAAACUCUUCAAAGGCAAGGUAAAAGUGGUGAAUCUCCAGCCAGACUCUGCCCAAACAGACCUAUAUAUUUUAGGCAAAGCUGACCACUUCAUUGGAAACUGUGUCUCCUCAUUUUCCGCCUUUGUGAAGAGGGAACGGGAUGUCCAUGGUCUUCCUUCAUCCUUUUUUGGCAUGGACAAGCCUGGCAAAUUAAAAACCAAAGAAGAACUGUGAUCCGAGUGCAUGUGGCACAUGGUCACCCUCGAAGUACUAAUGUUGGAUGGCAUAGGGAAAUAAACAUGUGGAAGGCGAAGGUUGUGUGUGAGACGGCCUAGUCAGUGUGUGAAGCAAGCCGUUUUAAAAUGAUAAUUAAUCCGAUAACUGCGGAAUGAAACAAAAACAUCUUUACUGUAAUAUUGAAGAAAUGAUAUAAUAUGCAAACUGCUGCUACAAUGAAACACUAUGUUUUUGUCUGUGUCCUACUUGAAAGUUCUGUAUUUACUAAAUAAGUUUUGGUAUGUGUUACAGCAGUAUUCUGCCCUGCAAACAUGUUUUGCAAUCCAGACAUGUUUGCAAGGCCUCCAGUGACCUCAGUGACCCUAGAAAGACUAACUGCAGUAUGAGUGCUCAUGUUCCCACUUUCCCCUCUUCCUCUUCCAACAUUUCCAUCCCUGCGUUUCCUUGCAGCUUGGACUUUCCUUUCCUCUCUGUCUUCUAUUCCAUGGAGUGCAAAGAAAAUGAUCUUCCUGUCCAUACUAAUUAUAGGGAGGGAAAAAGGAGACAGAGUUUUUCCACCUCUCAGUUUGCCAGGGCCAAAAACUGACCCUGGUGUAAAUGUGAUGCAUGCAAUAUGGUUAAUCAGUAAAUGAAUUAAGGCAGCAAAACGAGAUUUGAGACUGAGUUGAUGAAAUGCACGUGGGGAUAUAUUCAUGAGUGGAUGCAGUGAAGUGUUUUUUUAUAAUCAUUUUUUUACCAAUAAAAAACACACUGACUUUAAAAAA